Pomacea canaliculata is the source of this 7575-nucleotide messenger RNA. RefSeq names its product BAI1-associated protein 3-like. The coding region runs from base 530 to 4147 and encodes 1205 amino acids. The transcript has 34 exons. NCBI's taxonomy places the organism in Eukaryota, Metazoa, Mollusca, Gastropoda, Architaenioglossa, Ampullariidae. The record is from RefSeq and is a predicted model, not a curated record.
CAUUGCAAACUAUCUGUUGACAAAGUGAACAGUUGAUGGCGACCAUGGUAAUGGCUGGGCUAGCCUGGUCGCGACUAGCCACUCACUGUAACGCCCGUGUCGCGCGUCUCAACCGUCGGUUGCUGCGCGGGGGGCCGCCAUCAGCUGUUGGAACAGCCGCGCGCACUGCUGGGACCGCCGGCGAUCGUUGGCAAACUGCAGUGCACCACGCAAGCGCCAACUUGCCCGUGCACUCCUCCUCCUCCACCAGCUUUGCCCACUUGGCCCCCCUCACCUCCCAAACUCAUUGCUGCUGUGGGCAGUGCAGGGUGUGGGCCAUCGUCGCUGCAUGUGAUUGCAAACUCUUGAGAAAGCGCAGAAAAGAGCCUGAGUGCCUUUCUCUGUCGUUCUCUGCUUUUUCGCAUCCCAGGAACGGAUCAGGCGCGCGAGGAGCUGGAGUAGAGGUUCAGCCUACCAGUACGACGCUUGAAAGGUCGACAUCUUACGUGUCCUCAGAGUUAACUCCCCUUUCCCUCCUCUGUCGCCGGCGAUGGCUUCAAGCAUGCAGCAGCUCAAGUCCCCCACCCGCCACCGCAGCCGCUCCAAGUCCCCCAAGCGUCACCAGGACAAGCGCCACAGCCACAGCCACGGCCAGCGCCACAGUCACGGUCCAAUGCACAAGCAGCUGAGGACCCUCAAGAUCACCUCCCGCUCUCUUGAGGAAGAGGAGUUCUGCCUUCACCCCGGCGCCUUGCAGAACCGAGAGGUUCAGGAGUCCGAUGGCAGUUUCUUUGAGAACUACACGGCGUUGGCAUGGAGACAGGAGAACAAGCGGCUUCGUGCGGCCAGCGAGGGAGAAAAGGAUGCAGACAAGCCCCCGCCCCUCGAGAUCCAGUUCGCCGCCAAGCCCAAGGUCCACAGACUUUCAAAGAAAGAGUUCGAGAUGCUGUAUAUCGAGGUGCUGUACACAGUCAAGCACAAGAUUGGAGCCACCAGUGGCAGUCACUCCCCCUAUCAGCAGGACCUCUUCCAGUAUGCCAAGGAGGCCUUUCGUGUGACCCCAGAGGACCAUGCCCGACUUCUGGCCAAAGCCACGGAAGAGAAGCCUCCCAUCGUCGUCCUCAACGUGACGGUUAUUGAAGCUGCAGGACUGGAGGCGAAGGAUGCCGAUGGUUACAGUGACCCCUACUGCAUGCUGGGAAUCAUGCCGGGGAGGUCCUCGCAGGACAACGACUCCGGAGGCGUCUUCUCGUCGGACGAGGAGCCGCAGCGAACGAAAGACAAGGAGCGAGAGAAGGCGGAGAAAGACAGGCAUGGCGCCAAACGGUUUUCUUUGCACAGGAAGAAGGACCGCACCAGCCAGGUCAUCCGGGGUCAGCUUCCAGCCCGGCUCAUCCGCACUACUAAGGUCAAACCCAACACCCUCAACCCAGUCUGGAAGGAGCGUUUUCGGUUUGAUCUGGACGAUGUCAGUUGCGACACGCUUCACUUGGACAUCUGGGACCACGAUGACGAGUCCUCGGUGGUGGAGGCGGCCAAGAAGCUCAACGAGGUGUCCAGCUUCAAGGGGCUUGGUCGCUACUUCAAGCAGGUGGCGCAGUCGGCGCGUUCCAAGAACAGUGGUGCCAGCAUGGACGACUUCCUGGGCUGCGUCAACAUUAGUCUGGAUGACAUUCCCUCCACCGGCAUAGACAAGUGGCACAAGCUGGAGGGUCGAACCUCACGAUCCAACAUCCAGGGUGAGAUCCACCUGCGCCUGUGCCUUGCCACGCGCGAGGACCGCGGCAUCGCCGAGGACGACAACUGGACGGACGUGCGGCAGCACGAGGACCUCACGUGCAUCUUCGUGGAGCACGAGCUGCAGAAGUUCAGUGACCUGUCCUUUAAGUGGAACGGAGAACUGCCCCAGGAGGCGCGAACCAUCCUACACCAGCAUGCCAUCCAGGGCGACAUCACUGAGGUGCAGCAGGCUGUCUGCCGAUGGCUGGCGUACAGCCGCAAACACAUGGAGCAUCCACUGAACUACGACCUUCUUCUUGGACUCUUGACCGACUUGCAGCGCCUGUGGGACCCCGAGUGUUUGUCCAGAGAGGAGGAGGAGAGCCUGGCCGAGUCCUUUCAGAACUUCUCUGAGUACAGCCUGAGUCUGACGAGGAAGAUACGAGAGAUCUUCCCCACCACCAACUCCACGGCCUUCGCGCGCCUGGAGGGGAUGCUGAGGGUCCUGGCCACCAUCUACAGCUCCAAAGUCUUCCGCCAGUGCUGUCCUUUCCACAAGGAGCUUCACUCCGAAGUCUUGGCGAUAGUCAAGAAGGGAAACCAGGAAUGGUAUGAGCGGAUCAACGGCUCUUGUCGAUCUUUGCAAAAGAAAGAAGAGGAUUGCCUUCAAACUUUGAUUGAUCUGAUCAACCAUGUCAACAUGGAGGUGUACCGCGCCUACCACUUCUACAACAAGCUGUUUGAACAAUACACUCACGUCCAUUACUUUGGAGUAGUUUACAAACAGUUGGAAAAACUGCUGUCAGCUGAGGUUCCAAAGACACUGGAGGAAGAGCUGGGAGAAGAACUGAACCAGGAUAUAGCCAAGAUCAUGCAUCAAGCAUCACUCAAACACCUGUCCUCUGGUGACGCGCCCAGCCUGACCGUCACGCGCUACUACGAGUGGUUUCGCUUCGCCGUCAGUCGCUGGCUGCACAUCGCCCAGCAUCGCGCCGAGCGGAGGAUCAGGAAGGCCGUGGAACUGGAAAAGGUGGCGCAGGCGGACGCGGCUGUCAAGUACAGCACUUCGGCCGUCGACGUCUGCUGCUGUUUCACUCAGAUUACAGAGUUCUGGAAGCAGCUGGCCUGGCCGGACAAGGAGGGUUCCUACCCAUUUGUUUACAAGAUUGUGGAGGAUCUGUGUAACUGUGCCAAGCUGUACGCCGACCUCGUGCACGCCAAGCUGAUGGACCACGGUUACUAUGACGACGAGGGCCAGUUCGAUGUCACUGAGGAGCUGUGCAUCACCAUCAACAACAUCGAGCAGGUAAGGCGCUCUCUGAAGCAUCUGCCCACCAUCCUGGACAUCAGCGAGAUCCAGCAGGCCAUGGAGCUGGCCAGCUCCCCCCAAGCGCAGGCCUCCAACACCUCCCUUCACGCCGUCCUCAAGUCCGCCGACGAGGAGAUGAUCCGCAAGAUCCGACAGGUGGUGGACAGGGUGGCCGACAAGAUGCGCCCUGACAUCAAGAAAGAUGUGUUUCAUCUGAACUGGGCACCCGAAUCUCUUCCUGCAGACGAGGCCAUCGGCGACCUCCUGGAGUACCUGGACAGCAACCUGUUGACUCUGAACAAUAACCUGCUUAAAACCAACUUCCAUCGCAUCCUUGCUUCCAUCUGGCAAGAGGUCCUGGAAGAGUUUCGUGAAGUCAUGGACACUGAAGAGAUGAGGCCUCCAAGCUGCUACCAGCGCAUGUUCGAGGCGCUGGGCCUCCUCGUGGACUUCUUUCACGCGAACGGCAAGGGGCUGGAGAUGGACGACAUGGUCAUCGACGAGUUCGAGAUUCUAAGGAAGCAGCUGAACCUUCAUAAAAUGGACACGAUGUCACUCAUUGAAGCUUUCUUCGUUGAGAAAACAGAAAUACAGCAAAUGACCAGCACCACCGAGUAUGGCCUGCUGAAUGUGCGGGUUGUGUACAAGUACGAGUCUCACACACUCCUGGUUGAAGUUCUGAGCGCCAAAGAUCUCAUUCCUUUGGAUGCCAACGGUUUCAGUGACCCCUACGUGCUGGUGGCGCUGUGUCCAGAACACGUGUUUCCUAACAAGUCCGUGCAGAGCACCAAAAUCAUCAAGAAGACCUUGAACCCAACCUUCGACGAGUCUUUUGAAUUCAACGUGUUGCCGAACCAGUGUCAGCACCAUGGCGCCACCUUGAUGUUCACGGUCAUGGACCACGACCUCGUCUUUCAGAACGACUUUGGAGGGGAGGCCUUCCUGGCGCUCUCGGAGGUUCCGGGUAUCAAUGGCGAGGAGGUCUCGGGGUUCGAUGCCCUUCACGUCACCUCGCUGCCACUCAUCCACCCGAAAGUCGCUGAGUACGGUGCGCUAGCGAUCCUCAAGAAGCGGUCGUGGGAUGCCGAGGCCCAGGAGUUUGUCAAGAAGCGUUGCAAGAUCGAGGACCUGGCCACGUGAGCAUGCCACCGCCCACCUGCUACACCCAGCAUAUCAUCUGCGCCUGCGCACCAGCACACUUCCGCCGAUAUGUACAGUACUUGUCUGUGCAGCACAACCUCCCACCCUCCACACCCAUGAGGAUUUGCUACUGUCUCCUUCAUAUUUAUCUUCUUCGUCUCACCUGGCGUGCUUCAGCUGCAGAUGCAAGAAAGACUAAAACAUCCCCACUGUUUGCUGUUUAUUUAUUUGUUUGUUUUCAAGAGAAAGUUCCUCUGUUGAGUUGAGGGACAUGGCAUAAUGUGUGUUGCUGAGUGAAGAAUGACUUAAAACUUGUACUAUUUUACUUUGUACUAGCACAUCAGUUAUAGUAACACUUAAAAUAUUUUGAUAAUUUCAACUGGACAAUUAAUUUACAUGUUAUCAAACUAAUUUUGUUUUUAUCCGAUUUUUUGGUUUUGUUUUGUGGAAGGAUUGAAAUGUAAUACAUGGGAGAUAAUUCCCAGUUCCUUCCUUCCGCUCAUGUUCAGCGACUUGUCUCCCUUAACUGUCAUCGAGGUUAUGUAGGCUGUUGAUCAUUGGCGUCACGAAUCUGUCGAUAUAGUAAUGUAGUUCUAAAACAGUUCCGUUUCGACAAAAUGUGAUUCAAAGACUGCACUAGAUGGUUAUUUUUUUUUUUAUCAUUCUUGGCCAUUCUUAGUAAUGACUAUAAUUCAGUUCCUGAAGAUAGCUCGUGGGUACAAUGUGCGUGAAUCACGGGUAACAGGCCCCGAAUGUCCUGAGCAGUCACGUGAUUUCCAGCUGAGGUAUGGAAGGGGGAGUUGUUUUAAAUGAACUGGGUGAAACUGAAAGAUGGGUGGUGUAAAUUGGUUAUAUUAUAUGCCACUGAGCCGAGAUGUCUGACACAUGAGACUGUUGAGCCAUUGUUUCCUUGCCUUGAAUUUCUUGAUCGUUGUAUUCGCUUAUUAUUAUUAUUAUUAUUAUUAUUAUUAUUAUUAUUAUUAUUAUUAUUAUUAUUAUUAUUAUUAAGGACUUUAACGAUGAUGCUCAUGUUGAAGAAGAAGUGGAACAAUGUAACAUGUAGCAUCUGCUUUUUUCCCCCGAAUGAAAACAGCAUUCACCUCGUCCAUAGCCAUCUUCAGAGAUUUUCAUGGCUACUGCAUUUAAUGGCCUGCAGUAUUGUUUAACUGUAUGCCUUGGUUGCAAAUAUUGAUUUAUAACUAUAAUAUAUAUCAUUUCUACUGACUAACAGUCGUGUGGAAUGAUCGCCGAUGCUCCUGUCCGUGUGAUCAUAAUUGAAAAGCUUAUCAAACAAACUGACAAACUUAUGCGCAGUGGUUUGUAUAUAAAUUUUGCACUUUUCCAUUCAUCGUUUAGUCUGUUCAGUAUGUUUUCAUCCCGUUCAUCACGACUUUCAGAAUGAACACCAGCAAGGAAGUUCUUCACAGUUUGUUUUCCCAAGCUCUUUUCCUUCAAGUGCACUUGUACAACCGAGUUUGUUUACAACUUGUACAGUCAAUCAUAUUUGUCACUUGCUCUUUUGCAAAGCCAGUCGUCUUUGUUUGAUGUCAAUCAACAUGUCUAGUGAAUAUUUUUUUGCACAACCAACCAGCAUUCUGGAAGUCACGUGACAUUUUCUGGCAAGCACUUUUACAAAAUUUUUCUGAUACUUGUUUUCAGUUGCUGCCUGCAAGAGUUAUUUACUUUUAUGCGAGUAUUUGAUUUUUCGAAAAUUAAGAUCAAAGUCGUUUUAUUUAUGUCGUCACAUUGUUUGAAAGUGUAAUUAUAUUCUUAAUGAAUUGACAGUAAUGUGACCGUUAAAUGGUAUUUAACAUUCGAUCUUGUGCGUUUCCUUUUUCCUACGAUGGGAUCGUGUUCGAACCGCUCUGAUAAUCAAAACAAGUCAACUGUUGUCAAAAAAAUAAAUAAGUAAAAGAAAAAGGAAGUCUUAAAAAAUAGAAUUUCUUAAUUUAGUUUGUAAUUAACUUUUGUUUCAAAAAUAUUGGGGUUCACGAAUAGCUGCUUCAAUGGAAAGAAAAAUGUCAAUGCAUUGAAACUUGCGCGUUUUAAGAUCGAAUAUUAUAGUAAAAUACUAAAAGAUUUAUACGGUAAAAAUAUUUUAUUUUUCGACUUUUGUCAAGUGCAAAUCAUCUCGGUCUUGGUGGCAACUUAAACAUGUUGCACCAGACAAUCAUUUUACUCAAUCUCUUAGUUUUUUAUAUUUCAGAUGGCAUUUCAGUAAAAAUUAACAGUUUGUGUUAAAUUUUUUAUUAUUUCUCUAAAAUUGUCAUUGUUCAGAAGCAUUUUUGUGUGUUUUAGUGUUGUCCAUCUUUUUACAAAGGACUUUAAUUGCGUUUUUGUGCAAGUAAGUGUUAAUAUUUCCUAAAACAAAAGUCCAUCUCUAUCGCAUCUCCACACGCCCUACUAGCGAGAGAUGGGAGAUAACAUUUUACCUAGUGUCAUCGGUUUGCUGGAGUUUUUUCCCUUGCAACAGGGAAAUCUUUGUCUUUGCAUUCCAGAUAAAAUUCAUUCUUACAAAAUAAUAUUUGUUUAAAUACGCUCUUUUGAAACAGGUUAGAAGUCAAUCUUUCGCUUGGUUUCACUUGUUUAUCUUAAAAAAUGCUUUAUUAUUCGAUCUCAUAUUAGUGGUAUUGAUAGAAGAGAAAAAAAUAAAAAUAUAGAAAUGCUGUCGGUAUAGAUAUUCUGUUGCGAGGAAAAAAAUAAUGAACAAGAUUGCUACUGUUUUCGUCACCAGUUUUAGGAACUGAUUUAGACUUCACGUAAUGUUUAUCUAUUGUUAAAAGUUUGUACCCAAGCUGACACUUCGUAGUCACACACGACAGUUUGUCUUAUUCUGCAUUCCAAAUAGUUGCUCUUAGUGUGUUGUCAGACACUGAUUUCUCUGCCAGAGCUUCACUUCUCCUGUUCACAGACUUGCUUAUGGCUUUACUGGUCUGCCCUCUCCGAUUUAAAUAUUUCCCUGACUCACAUACCAGGUAUUGCCUCUGUAAAAUCAUCUCUCGCGCACCUGUCUGUAAAAUGUUGUCAGACAUCUCGUGAGCAUACAUGACUGAAAACUUGUUUAAUGUUUCACAUGUCUCUGUAAAAUCUUGUCACUGUCUGACAUCUCGUGGACACACAUGGCUGAAAACUUGUUCAAUGUGUCACGUGUCUCUGUAAAAUCUUGUCACCGUCCCACAACACAUGCCUGCCUGUCUGUGAGAUCCUUCACUAUGUCACGUGUUAAACACCCACGUUUGUAAAAUUUUCCCCCGUCCCACGUUUCACUCUGCCCCAGCAUGAUCAUCGCUUCUUUCUUACUUAUUGUUUGUUAUUUUCAUAUGUUGUCACUUUCUUUCUUAUUUAUUGUUUGUUAUUUUCACGUGUUGUCCCUUUCAGGAUCAUUUGUCUUUUGUCCAAAAGACAUUAAAAUAAUUCUGAAAAACAAA